Molecule: messenger RNA, 414 nt
Organism: Rotaria sordida
Lineage: Eukaryota; Metazoa; Rotifera; Eurotatoria; Philodinida; Philodinidae
Source: the annotation of a GenBank genome assembly
AUGUCACCAUUAAGUAAUAAUUCAUUAUUUAUUAAUUACCAUCAAAAUCCAUUGUUGGAAUAUUUUCAACGUGGUCUUUGCGUUUCCUUAUCAACAGAUGAUCCACUACAAUUUCAUUUUACUAAGGAACCAUUAAUGGAAGAAUAUUCAAUUGCUGCUCAAGUAUGGAAAUUAUCAUCGGUUGAAAUGUGUGAAUUAGCACGAAAUUCUGUUUUAAUGAGUGGUUUCUCUGAUGAAGUUAAAAAAUCUUGGCUUGGUCAAAAUUAUAAAGAACCUGGUAUUUUUGGUAAUGAUAUUCGUCGUACAAAUGUACCAAAUAUUCGAAUAGCCUAUCGAUAUGAAACAUUCUGUGAAGAACUUCGUUUACUUAAAGUUGCCUAUCACAGUCGACAAGAAGUAAUCUUAUUUUUUUAA